Schistocerca cancellata (South American locust) is the source of this 1980-nucleotide messenger RNA. It is a transcript of the gene L2HGDH, whose product is annotated as L-2-hydroxyglutarate dehydrogenase, mitochondrial. The coding region runs from base 283 to 1662 and encodes 459 amino acids. NCBI's taxonomy places the organism in Eukaryota, Metazoa, Arthropoda, Insecta, Orthoptera, Acrididae. Gene Ontology annotation, molecular function: (S)-2-hydroxyglutarate dehydrogenase activity; (S)-2-hydroxy-acid oxidase activity. The record is from RefSeq and is a predicted model, not a curated record. The transcript is spliced from 7 exons.
CAGAUGGACUAAGCACUCUGAAGAUUAUGCUUUAUUUCAUAGAGCUCGCUUUCGUGGAAACAGAAAUCUGAACUCGAGCGUUGUUUGUGAAACAUCUUCGUCUGACUCUGAUCCAAAGCUAUUGCGUAAACUGCGUUAACGCCGGUAACUAAAUCGUGUUUGUAAAUAUAAGAGUACUAGCUAUGUAAAGGUGCACGGAACACAAAUUAACGCGUCUUUUCGCGCACUGGAACGCUGCACUGAAUAAACUAUAACAGUGUGGCUUUGCGAAGGCUUCGGACAAUGGUAUCCAUUUGUUGUGGGCGUAACUUGCAGUUUGCUUCACGUUCACGGUGCCUAUUUGCAUUAAGCGUCGACAGACUACCUAACUUAAAUCGUCGGCACUCAGUUAAAAUUGCCAGCUGUCCCGAUGAUAAAAUCUACGAUAUCGUCAUCAUUGGUGGCGGUGUUGUGGGAAUGGCCACAGCUCGAGAACUUAAGCUGAGGUAUCCAGUUUUCAAAAUGGCAGUCCUAGAGAAAGAAGAUAAGCUUGCUGCUCACCAGAGUGGUAACAACAGUGGUGUCGUUCAUGCUGGUAUAUAUUAUAAGCCAGGGUCACUUAAGGCAAAAUUAUGUGUGCAAGGUUGCUAUUUGUCAUACAAAUACUUUGAUAAAAAGAAUAUUCCGUACAAGAAAUGUGGUAAAAUUAUAGUUGCCACUGAUCCAGUUGAAAUACCAGCAUUAGAAGAGCUUUAUCAAAGAGGGCUGAAAAAUAAUGUUCGUGAUAUUAGAAUGAUUUCUGGUCAUGAGAUCCAAGAAAUCGAGCCUCACUGCCAUGGUGUUAAAGCAAUACACUCCCCACAUACAGGAAUUGUUGACUGGGGUUUGGUUACAGAACAUUAUGGCAAAGACUUUGAGGAUGCCGGAGGAAAAAUAUAUCUUAAUUUCAAAGUUACAGGAUUUAAAGAACAGAGGAAACCUGUUACAAAGGGUUCAACGACAUAUCCUGUGAAUAUCACAUCUGAAAACAAUUCAGUGAAUGCAGCUUAUGUUAUUGUGUGUUCUGGGCUGCACUCUGAUGUACUGGCAAAAAUGAGUGGUUGUAGUGGAGACCCACGAAUAAUUCCUUUCAGAGGGGAAUAUCUACUUCUAAAGAAAAAUAAGUGCCAUCUAGUGAAUGGGAACAUUUAUCCUGUUCCAGAUCCGAGGUAUCCAUUUUUGGGAGUCCACUUUACACCCCGAAUGGAUGGCAGUGUAUGGCUUGGACCAAAUGCUAUCCUUGCAUUUAAACGAGAAGGCUACAGGUGGAAAGAUUUUGACUGGAAGGAGUUAAAAGAGGUUUUAGCAUAUCCCGGAUUUCGAAAACUGGCAUUUAAAUAUCUUGGGUUUGGUAGCAAAGAGAUGCUAAAGUCAGCAUUCCCUUUCCUCCAGGUGAAAGAGCUGCAGAAGUACAUACCAGAAAUUACAUUUUCUGAUGUUGAAAGAGGGCCUGCUGGAGUUCGAGCUCAAGCCAUGGAUACUUCAGGGCAGCUUGUUGAUGACUUUGUCUUUGACACUGGAGCAAUAGGGGAGUUUGGUGAACGUAUUCUCCAUUGCCGGAAUGCUCCUUCACCUGGAGCUACAUCAAGUCUAGCCAUUGCCAUGAUGAUAGCAGACAAAGCCAAAGCUGUUUUUGAUCUGUGAUGACCACUGGGCGGCAUUUCCUUUAGUACAGUCUUUUUAAGCCUGCACAAAUGGUUAUUUGUUAAUAUUAUUGUAUGCAAAUAUUUUUAUAUUCAUAUGUUGAAGACUACAAUAUUUAUUCAUCUGACUGUGUUACAUUUGUUGCAAUUGUGCUGUUGAUUGGUUAAGCAUUAUUGACGAGUAUGUACUUGGUACUUACAGUGCCCCUCUCAUGAACUUAUUUGUUGACUGCUUUAUGUUUUACAUAUUGAGACAUAUGCAUUUAAUCACAUGUUUAUUCAAAGUAUUUUGAUAUUAAAAAUUUGUUAUUGAGUGUUA